UAACUCGGCCACUGAUGCAGCCACCUCGGUAGCUUGCUAGUCAACAUAAAACCGAAACAUUGAAGCUCCAUUGUCAAUUUUUUGUUUCUGUUUGCAUAUCUCCUAGUUAACUUAAGUUAAAUGUACUAAUUCGUUAAGAUUGACGCUGAGCCUAGUACUAGGCUAGUCGCUAAUGCUAACUAGCUAUCAUCCCCGAACAAGGAGUGACGUUUAGUCCGCUAUUCCCGACCAUGAGCUCACAAAGCUACUCCCCCCUUGCUAAAGAAGAGGAGGUCUGCUGGACGGAGAAAGAAGCUCUGGGGCUGAACAUUGUCGUAAAAGAAGGCGAGGAAUUGAAAGAAGAGAAAGAUCCUUAUGGAGUGGAAGAGGGGAUAGAGGCUGUCACCGUGGAAGAGGAGGAGGUAGAAGCUUUCAGAAUAAAAAAGGAGGAAGAGGAGGCUGUCACAUUGAAAGAAGAAGAUGACGAUUUUAUAGUGAAAGAAGAGAAAGAACCUUUUAGAGUGAAAGAGGAAGAGGAGACAGGAGAUCUGAUUAACACUAGAGAGAGACCAGACUCAGAGGAACCAGAGCCAGAGACGUCCAAACCUGCGAGACCACACCACUGCUCCCACUGUGGAAAUAGUUUUACCCGGUUAGACAGCCUGAAACGACAUGAAAAAACACACACAGGAGAGAAGCCUCAUCACUGCUCCCACUGUGGAAAGCGAUUUAGCCAGUUAGUGAACCUGAAAGAACAUAAGAGAUUGCACACAGGGGAGAAGCCUUACCAUUGCUCCCUGUGUGAACAGAGUUUUAAACGGUUAGGGCACCUGAAAAGACAUGAGAGAACACACAUAGGAGAUAAGCCUCAUCACUGCUCCCAUUGUGGAAAGAGUUUUACCCGAUUAGAACACCAGAAAGAACAUGAGAGGACACACACAGGAGAUACAUAUUUUCAAUGCUCCCAGUGUGGAAAGAAUUUUACCCGAUUAGAACACCAGAAAGAACAUGAGAGAACACACACAGGAGAGAAACCUUUCCACUGCUUCCAGUGUGGAAAGAAUUUUACCCGGUUAGGGAGCCUGAAUGAACAUAAGAGAAUUCACACAGGAGAGAAACCUUUCCACUGCUCCCAGUGUGGAAAGAAUUUUACCCGGUUAUGGAACCUGAAAAUGCAUAACAGAAUGCACACAGGGGAAAAGGCUUACGACUGCUCCCGGUGUGGAAAGAGUUUUAGGUGGUUAUGGAACCUGAAGGAGCAUGAGAGAAUACACACUGGAGAGAAGAUUUACCAAUGUUCUCAAUGUGGAAAGAGUUUUACCUGGUUAGGUGACCUGAAAAGACAUGAGAGGACACACACGAGAGAUAAGCCUCAUCAAUGCUUCUAUUGUGGAAAGAGUUUUACAGAGUUAGGUAGCCUGAAAAAACAUAGGGGACUGCACACCAGGGAGAAGCCUUACCACUGCUCCCAAUGCGAAAAUACUUUUACCCAGGUAAGACAUCUGAAAAGACAUGAGAGGACACACACAGGAGAGAAGCCUUUCCACUGCUCCCUGUGUGAAAAGAGUUUUUCAGAGUUAGGUAAUCUGAAAAGACAUGAGAGGACACACACAGGAGAUAAGCCUUAGCAAUGCUCCCACUGUUGAAAGAGAUUUACCUGGGUUGGGAGCAUGAAAAUACAUUAGAAAAUACAUUCUGGAGAGAAGCCUCAUCAAUGCUCUCAAUGCGGAAAGAGAUUUACCUGGUUAAGGCGACUGAAAGAACAUGAAAGAAUCCACACCUGAUAGAAUGUUAUCACUGCUCCCAGUGUGGAAGGAUAUUUACUCAAUUAGGGAAAGACCACAAGGGAACACACAGAGAAGAAGCCUUGCCACUGCUCCCAGGGUGUGGAGAGAUUUCAAAUCACAAUAACCUAAAGUUCACGAGGGCACACAGACUGCUCCCACAUUUGUCUUCUAUUUUUGUAAUGUUUUUUUUUCAUGCCACAUCAACUCAAUUCUACAGAAUGUAAUAAAACAUACAGUUAUAUGUUUUUAUUUUAAAACAUGAAUUUAAUACAUAGUAUGUUGGUUUAAAUGUAGAACGUGUCAGUCUGAAUGAAGACAGUCUCCAACUCUG
This is a messenger RNA of Coregonus clupeaformis (lake whitefish), 2097 nucleotides long. Its product is annotated as zinc finger protein 501-like. Gene Ontology annotation, molecular function: DNA-binding transcription factor activity; RNA polymerase II cis-regulatory region sequence-specific DNA binding. The transcript is spliced from 2 exons. Gene Ontology annotation, biological process: regulation of transcription by RNA polymerase II. NCBI's taxonomy places the organism in Eukaryota, Metazoa, Chordata, Actinopteri, Salmoniformes, Salmonidae. The record is from RefSeq and is a predicted model, not a curated record. Bases 231 to 1607 code for a protein of 458 amino acids.